UUUGGAGUUUCCAUUUGUGGGAAGUGGGCUUGAAAGCGCUUUCUUCAAAUGACAGUGGGUGUGUACGACAGAGGAAAAGCCAUGCGACACGAGCCCAACAAUUUCCAUUUUCCAGGAUAAAAUUCAAUUCCACACAUCAAAAGAAAAGAAAUUCGAAUAUUAAAUGAAGAAAGACAGUGUGAGUUUGAGUUAAGGUUCCACGAAUCUCACACUUCUUACUUUUUUAGAUUCGCUUUCUUUAUAUCUAUAAUUCUGUUCUUCUCUUAAUAUGCACUCAGUCUUGUAUUCGUCUCCGUCAUUAUCGUCAUUCCCUUGAUCUCCUCUCAAGAACCCAUUCAGAGGACACAAAUUUGCAGACAAAAUCUCGGUGCCUAAAAUGACCAUUUCAACAGAUUCUCACCAAGCAGACAAAUGCUCUCUCCCCAGUGUUGCUCCUCUUAAAGCAAUACUAUUUGAUAUUGAUGGAACAUUAUGUGAUUCAGAUCCUCUUCAUUACUUUGCUUUUCGUGAAAUGCUGCAAGAGGUAGGUUUUAAUGAUGGUGUCCCCAUCAGUGAGGAGUUCUUCAUUGAGAAUAUCAGUGGCAAACAUAAUGAGGAUAUCUGUCACAUUCUCUUCCCUGAUUGGGAUCUCAAGAAGAGUCUAAAAUUUAUGGAUGAUAAGGAAGCAAUGUUUCGCCGAUUGGCGUCAGAACAAUUAAAGCCUGUAAGUGGCCUUAACAAGCUUUGCAAAUGGAUUAAAGAUCGUGGUUUGAAGCGGGCGGCAGUGACUAAUGCUCCAAGACCAAAUGCUGAGCUCAUGAUCUCAAUUCUGGGCCUGUCUGAUUUCUUUGAAACUCUUGUGGUUGGAAGUGAAUGUGAACGAGCAAAACCAUUUCCUGAUCCUUACCUGGAGGCUCUCAAAGCACUCAAAGCAUCACCCAACCACAGUUUUGUGUUUGAGGAUUCUGUCUCAGGUAUAAAAGCUGGGGUUGCAGCAGGGAUGCCAGUUGUUGGCUUAACUACCAGAAAUCCUGAAGAGUUACUGAGCAAAGCAUGGGCGACUUUUCUUAUUAAGGAUUUUGAGGACCCAAAAUUGUGGUCUGCACUGUCGGAUUUGGAGAGAGAGGUAAUAGGAGCAGAUAUUACUGCAUGAAAGGGAUAUGGUCAGUGUAAAACUAUGUCAUAGUAUCUUACAGAAAACCUAAUUAGUUUAAACCAAUGACUAAGCUGGAAAUGAGGUCUUAGUUUUUUCUACUCCAGAUGAUUCUAAAAGAUUAGUUAUUCACAUCCUGAUUUAGGUUGAAAGAUUUGACAUUUGAUUA
Molecule: messenger RNA, 1301 nt
Organism: Nelumbo nucifera (sacred lotus)
Lineage: Eukaryota; Viridiplantae; Streptophyta; Magnoliopsida; Proteales; Nelumbonaceae
Product: 2-deoxyglucose-6-phosphatase-like
Source: RefSeq, a predicted model, not a curated record